AUGGAAGCUGAUUUGGCUCUUAGAUUAGGAAAAGAAUUUGAUAAUCUGGAGGAGGCAUGGAGUUUUUGGAAUGAAUAUGCUUGUAGAGCAGGUUUUAGUGCAAGGAAAAAUGGGUUGACAAAGAGUAAGAAAGAUAAAAAGACAAUUAUUGGUUAUAGAUAUGCAUGUUCAAAAGAGGGUAAACGAAAACCAGAUAAAAGAUACACCUCAGCCACUAACCAUCGUCCUGAGACCAGGACCGAUUGUAAAGCUGGAAUGACAGUCAAAUUAGUGGAAGGCAAGUUCAAGAUCAUCAGCUUUAUAGAAGAGCAUAACCACCCAUUGCAUCUUCAAGAGACAGUGCAUAUGAUGAGGUCUCAACGAAAAAUAAGUAGUGCUCAAGCAGAUGAGAUUGAUUUGGCUAAAGAUGCUGGACUUAAACAAAAGGAAACUUAUGACCUCAUGAGUAAGCAAGCAGGUGGGCGAGCUAAUCUUGGUUUCACUCGAGUUGAUAUGAAAAAUUAUUUGAAGACUAAACGACAAAGAAGCCUAGUGGAUGGGGAAGUCCGAUGCUUAUUGAAUUAUUUUGAAGAACAAAUUACCGAGAACCCUUCAUUUUAUCAUUCAUACCAGCUUGAUGUAGAAGAUAAAAUUACAAAUAUUUUUUGGGCCGAUGCUCGUAUGCUUAUAGAUUAUGCUUACUUUGGAGAUGUCAUUUCAUUGGACACUACAUACUGCACGAACAACAAUCAUAGGCCUUUUGCGAUAUUUUCAGGACUAAAUCAAUACAGAGGAGUUUUAAUUUUUGGGGCAGCUUUGUUAUAUGAUGAAACCACAGAAUCAUUCAAGUGGUUGUUUGAAACUUUCCUGAAAGCAAACAAGCAAAAGAGACCUGCAACAAUUUUUACUGAUCAAGAUCAAGCAAUGGCAAGAGCACUACGUGAAGUUAUUCCUGAAGUGAAACAUGCAUUAUGCACAUGGCAUAUUGAGCAAAAUGGGAUAAAACACUUAAGAAACAAAAUGAAGGGUAAUUCACAUAUCCUGCGUGACUUCAAUAAGUGUAUGUUUGCUAUUGAUGAUCAAUCACAAUUUGAAGAAACAUGGGCUUCUUUAAUAUCAUCCUACAAUUUGGAAGACAAUACAUGGGUGAAAUCCAUAUAUGAAAUCAAAGAAAAAUGGGCAUGGUGUUAUAUGAAGCACUCUCUCACUCUUGGUAUGCGAAGCACACAAAUAAGUGAAAGUAUUAAUGCUGACAUCAAGAAUAUUACAAAUCCAAGUGUUGAUAUUAAUGAAUUCUUCAAAAGUUUUGAGCGAGUUGUUGCAGAUAAGAGGUAUAAUGAGAUGAAAUGUGAAUUUGAAGCAAGAGAGAAAAAACCACGACUAAUAGUCCAAAGUUCACCUAUCCUGAGACAAGUUGCUGAGAUCUACACAGCCUCAAUGUUAGAAUUAUUCCAAGAGCAAUUUGAUCUCUUUUUUGCCACAUGUAUCUCCUCCCGAGAUGAGAGAAGUCUAUUGUUCACAUAUACUGGUACCAUGGUUAAUGAAGAUAAAAAGUGGACAUUGACAUUUGAUCCGAAGGAUGAUUCUGUCUGGCCCCCUUAG
Molecule: messenger RNA, 1581 nt
Organism: Neltuma alba
Lineage: Eukaryota; Viridiplantae; Streptophyta; Magnoliopsida; Fabales; Fabaceae
Product: protein FAR1-RELATED SEQUENCE 5-like
Exons: 2
Coding region: 1-1581 (526 amino acids)
Source: RefSeq, a predicted model, not a curated record